CAACUACCGACCCAAACGAUGCAGACGUGGUCACUUCGCUCCUUCCAUCAAGACCGACAUGCCUUCCGAGUUUGAGAUCACGCGGGACUCGGCAGACGACGCGAACCACACAGACUAUACUAGCCAUGGCCGAAACAUGGACAUAUGGCGCCAAUCCCUCGAAGCUCGCCCGACCAUCGUUCAUCAAGGCGGUGGCGACAACGGGUCGCGCGCGUCGUCGGCGUCCGCGACGCAACAACCUCGCCGCGAACAACGCGAUAUCAUGCUCUUUGUCGGGAAACCGGCCGUGAACGAACGGCAAAACCAUUACAAGGGUCGUCUCCGGGUACACUCGUUGCUUGCGAUUUCGAAGAAAGGGAUUCAAGGUCGAGGUGGAUCACUCGUAGAUGUGGCCCGGCCUACUCCUCUUGUUUCUCGUUUUGGGCGGCGCCAUCGCCGGAAUCACGUUGGGUGCCAAGUCCUACCGUGAAACAUCGCAGAAACGCGCCGCCGACUAUCUCGCAGCUGAGCGGGCUCGUCGUGCGAUUCGCACAGGCGUCGACGACCCGGCAUCACCUAACGUACCUAUCGACGUCGACACGGACGGCCAGGUCGGUAACCCAAAGACAUACGAGGACCAAAAAUGCGCCAUGCUGAACUACAUUAGCAAGAAAGGGCGCAUCUUCGCCGUCUUGCCGAACAAGACAGAAACCCAGAUCGACAUGAAGGGCGUGAAUUGGUGCAGUCGCGACCGUCCUUGCUCGCGGACACUAACGAAAGACGAUACAGGUUCGGCAUGGAAACCGGCAACGCGGUGCCGUUUGGGCUCUGGACCAACGCGAAGAAUGGCACGACCGUGUACGAGAUCGCGACGUUCCUCGCGGCCAACAAGUUCAACGUCGUGCGCCUCCCCGUGAGCAUCACGCAUAUCCUGGCAAACACGGCCCCGCGGAAGGACCUCGUCAACCUCGAGGAGAACCGCGCGAUCGACAUGUCCACGUACAUGAGUGCGCUAGGUUCCAUCAUCAAAGCGCUGGCGUAUCGAAACAUUGGUGUGCUCAUCAGCAUGCACACAUUGACUCCGGAGGUGUCAGGGGGCACCUGGUUCGACGAUUCGCUCGGCAUCACAAAGGAAAAGUUCCUCCAAUCCAUCGACACCCUCACCAAAGCCUUCUGCGGCCCGAACUACUGGAACGUCGUCGGGAUCGACCUGAAGAACGAGCCGCACACGUCCACGUGGACCGCGUUUGCCGACGGCGCCGAGAUCAUCGGGAAUCGCAUGCACAAGGGAUGCUCCAACUGGCUGGCAUUCGUGGAAGGCACCAACAUCGAAACCCACUCGACCACCAUCGGAGGCGUCUUGCGAGAGUACGGUGACUGGUGGGGUGGUGGUCUCCAAGGCGUCAAGACCAAGCGCGUCAAGCUCGGUCUCCCAAACAAGGUCGUGUAUGCGCCGCACUACUACAACAGCGGCGUGUAUCCUCAGUCGUAUUUCUACGGUCCCGGCAAGUCAGAGCUGUCGGAUGCCGACCUGCGCCAACGUGUGUCCGAGACGGCGACGGACAUGUUUGGGUACAUCGCCGCCGACAAACAGGAAGCGCUGGUUCUCGGCGAGUUUGCCGGGCUCUAUGCGACGGAUGCCCACCCGCUCAAGACAACGAAGCGCACGACAGACUUUUUGAUUGAAGUCAUGCUCCGUGAUGGAUAUGCCGGCGGGUUCAUGUGGUCCCUCAACCCAGAAAGCACCUACCAGUACAACCCGAAUGGCCCCGCAUCGUUCACAGAAGGGCUGCUCAAGGACGACUGGCGAAGCGCCAACACAGAAUUCGUCAAGGGCAUGGCAGCGCUGGACAAGCUGCCGAGCCUGCAGAUGCUCCCAUGCGUGCUGUCUUCACCAUCGUCGCCUUUACCCCCUUGAAGCACCAUUGCAUUGUCCUCGCAUCGUCUCGUACCGCAUUAAAUGCUGGAGGAGUUGCCGGUGACGAAUAUCCGAUUUGAAAGGAUGUAAAUCAGUUCAUUGCCAGACAUACAAUUAAAACCAUCGAUUUCUAGCUCAAUUGAACACGAUUUGGAUGAGUUUAGUGCAUCAA
Molecule: messenger RNA, 2069 nt
Organism: Aphanomyces invadans
Lineage: Eukaryota; Oomycota; Saprolegniomycetes; Saprolegniales; Verrucalvaceae
Exons: 2
Coding region: 776-1897 (373 amino acids)
Biological process (GO): carbohydrate metabolic process
Molecular function (GO): hydrolase activity, hydrolyzing O-glycosyl compounds
Source: RefSeq, a predicted model, not a curated record